AAACCGACACAUCUAACGAUACUGGAACAGAAUCCCUCACAUGGAUCUCGUGGUUCUGUGGUCUCCCUGGCCACGAAUACUUUGCCGAAGUCGCUGAAGAUUUCAUUGAGGAUGAUUUUAAUUUAACUGGCUUGAAUUCAAUGGUUCCUUUUUAUAAGGAAGCACUUGAAAUGAUCUUGGAUGUUGAAUCCGGUAAGCACAGCCAGUAUCCAGAUUUGCUUCAAAAUACUCCAACAGAAAUUUAUGAGCCAAAGAUCUUUGGAUUUAAAGUCAAUGAAAAAAGUCGUAGCGGUCCUAGAAUGCAAUGGUUAAGGAUGCGGCCAAGUGUAACAGAAAGAGAAGUUGAAAUUCAUGAACAAUCAGAUGGUGGUGGAGAGAAUGAUGAUGGCGAGGAUGAUGAAUCCUUAUUGGGGCCAGGUGGCGGAGAAAAUAACGGUGCAUCAGGAACUACUAAAGAUGCAAAACGGUUCGGCUAA
Messenger RNA from Racocetra fulgida, 476 nucleotides. The record is from the annotation of a GenBank genome assembly. Lineage: Eukaryota; Fungi; Glomeromycota; Glomeromycetes; Diversisporales; Gigasporaceae.